Messenger RNA from Linnemannia hyalina, 984 nucleotides. The record is from the annotation of a GenBank genome assembly. Lineage: Eukaryota; Fungi; Mortierellomycota; Mortierellomycetes; Mortierellales; Mortierellaceae.
AUGGCCAUGGUGACCAUACGUCGUAUAGAGACCGCCGCCGAUACUCUCUACAAGUCUCAACUCAUACGAGGCUUCUGUCAUCUCAGCACCGGUCAGGAGGCGGUCGGGGUGGGAUUGGAGACAGCACUGACACAAGAAGACAAGGUCAUCACAGCCUACCGAUCCCACGGCUUCACCUAUUUGCGCAAAGGAUCCAUCCUCCCCAUCGUCGCAGAACUCCUCGGUCGCAAGAUCGGCAUCUCUGGCGGAAAAGGCGGAUCCAUGCACAUGUUCACACCCAACUUUUUUGGCGGCAACGGCAUUGUCGGUGCUCAGGUCCCCCUGGGUGCUGGGAUCGCGUUCGCGCAAAAGUAUCUUGGAAUGAAGGCGGCGACGUUUGUAUUUUAUGGUGAUGGGGCUGCGAAUCAGGGGCAGGUGUUUGAAGCGUUCAAUAUGGCCAAGCUGUGGGAGUUGCCGGCGGUGUUUGUUUGUGAAAACAAUCAAUAUGGGAUGGGGACUUCUGCUGCGCGGUCCUCUGCAAAUACAGACUACUACAAGCGAGGCGAUUACAUCCCUGGUAUCAAGGUGAAUGGAAUGGACGUGCUGGCGGUCCACCAAGCAAUCGCCUACGCACGCGAGUGGGCUCUAACUGAACACAAGGGACCCCUCCUCCUCGAGAUGGAGACCUACCGCUACAGAGGGCACUCCGUUUCAGACCCAGGAGUCUCCUACCGCUCCCGUGAGGAGAUCCAAAAAGUCCGAUCGGAAAACGAUCCCAUCACCCACUUGAGGGAACGACUCUUGGAAGCCCAGAUCUUGUCUGAAGCUGAACUCAAGGACAUGGAGAAAGCUGCGAAGGCUGAGGUGGAUAAGACGGUGAAGGAGGCCGAGGAGAGUGAGCAACCGGAUAUGAAGACGUUCUGGACGGAUGUGUACGUGAAGGGCACUGAGGUUCCGUUUUUGAGAGGACGCGAGCCCCAGGAGACUCACUUUUAUAGGAAGUAG